GCGGCCGCCGCCCGCCAGCACGGAGAGAAUUUGAUUAGGGAACACUCUCGAGUCUGUACUGUACCUACUGUAGGUCGGGUCGAUCGGCCGGUCCAAACCGAGUCGCGCUCGAGAGCUGCAGCAGUUGACAGUUGUCUUUCAGGCGGACAAGUUUAAGUUGGAGUUUUUCCGUGCGAUUUCCCUAUCCUUCCAUUCCUCCGAGUACAUACAUAGAGUGCGCCAGAGGACCAACCUUUGUGCGGUGGAAAGUGUCAGUGCAAAGCCGUAGCUCGAGUGAAAACGGAGCAUUAUUGAGUACGGGACUGGUUAGAGGAAAAUUUGUUCUAUUCGAUUAUUGUGAGGAAAAGUGCCUGCUGGUUGAACCUUGAAAACGUUCGAGUAAAUAGAGAACGUGUGCUGCGUGGGUGUCCGGAAUUUUUGACCGCUUGAGAAAGCUGGGAUUUUUCAUCUAAACGUGAUCUGUUGUUUGGUCGAAGACAUCACCGCAACAUGAGCAACAAUGGCCCGGGGGUCACGAACCCCAUGCUGUACGAUCCACCGGAGGGACAGGCUUCCAACAGUAAGCUGAUGCAGUUUGUGGCCGGCGUCGGAGUAUCACUUGCCGCCGUUAGUGCAGGAACCGCUCUGGGUUGGACGUCUCCCGUAUUGCCACAGCUAGAACGAACCAACGUCACCAUCGAUGUGAACGGUACCACCGACGAUGCUAGUUUUUAUCUCACAGCUGAUCAAGGAUCAUGGGUGGGAUCGUUCCUAGCGGUCGGUGCUUUUUGUGGAGCCCUCCCGGCCGGUUUCCUGGCGGAGAAGAUUGGUCGCAAGUUCACCACCAUGUCUCUGGCACUACCCUAUCUGGCCAGUUGGGCCCUAAUCAUUUUUGCCAGCAGCGCAGGAAUGCUGUAUGCCGGUCGUUUCCUCAUCGGUCUUGCCACGGGAGCAUCCUGCGUGGUCGCUCCGAUGUUCAUCUCGGAGAUUGCCGAAACGGCCAUUCGUGGCGCUUUGGGCGCCUUUUUCCAGCUGUUCCUCACUGUCGGUAUUCUGUUCGUGUACGCCAUCGGUCCGUACGUUGCCUGGACAACGCUUAGCGUGCUGUGUGCCAUCUUUCCUGUACUGCUGAUCGUAGCGAUGUUUAUCGUACCGGAAAGUCCCACCUAUCUGGUGAAACAGGGUCGCCGGAGCGAUGCCGCCGUUGCACUCAAGUGGUUCUGGGGACCGAACUGCAAUACACAGAAUGCGGUGGAAGCCAUCCAGUCCGAUCUGGAUGCGGUCAAGGGCGAGGCCAAAGUGUCGGAUCUGUUUACAAAGGUUACAAACAGGAAUGCGCUGUUCAUUGCAUUGUUGCUGAUGUUUUUCCAGCAGUUCUCUGGUAUCAAUGCGGUCAUCUUUUACACGGUACCGAUUUUUAAAUCUGCCGGAAGUACGAUGGAUCCCGCGAUUUGCGGUAUUGUGGUCGGUGUCGUACAGGUUCUGAUGACCUUUGUUUCUUCGGUGUUGAUCGAUAAGGCCGGCCGUCGGAUUUUGCUGUUGCAGAGCAGUUUUAUUAUGGGUGCGUGUUUGAUCGUUCUAGGAGUGUACUUCAAGCUGCAGAACGAUAAGGCGGACGUAUCCGGAAUCGGCUGGCUUCCAUUGGCCUCCGUCGUAUUAUUCAUCGUCAGUUUCUCACUCGGAUUCGGUCCCAUCCCGUGGAUGAUGAUGGGUGAAUUAUGCGCUCCUGAUGUGAAAGGACUUGCAUCCGCUCUGUCCGUCAUGUUCAACUGGUCUCUGGUGUUUCUGGUUACGAAAACCUUCGGAACUAUGCAGGAUUAUCUGGGUUCGGAUUGGACGUUCUGGUUCUUCGGUUUCUGGAUGAUGGUUUGCACGUUAUACGUGUUCUUCAAGGUGCCAGAAACCAAGGGCAAAACAAACGCGGAAAUUCAAGCCAUCCUCAGCGGCAAGAACUAAGACGGUAGACACAGAGCAGAGAGACUGGCAAAAGAAACAACACAAACCGAUGGAGCUUUUCAAUGUCGUGCAACACAGUGAAAGCGCUUUAGUUGUAAAGUUUUUUUUUUAAUUCUAGAUUUUAGAAGCCAUUUGUGUUAUUUUAUGUUCGUAAGUUCGUAAGUCAAUUGGAAGCAAUUCGCCUCCGACGUUCUCAGUACGGGCCAACAGAUGAAAAAUUUAUUUAUUGAUUCUUCUUUAAACUAUUUCGUUCUCGCGUUUAGUGAAACGCAGUAUGUGUACUUGUUUUGUGUCUUAAGUGUGGCAUAGUUGAGAAUGGUCGUUCAGAGUUGUUAGUUUUAAAAGUAUUCCUACUAAUACUUUGGGGCGAAAAAAAUACAAAUAAUUCGGUACUUCUAAUAAAUUCAGGCAAAAAGCAAAAUUAUUACUUAUAUUUAAGUUCAAAAUUCGCUAGCCGGAACAUAAAGCAUAGUGGUUAUAAAUAAUUGUUAGCCUGUAACAUUAAAAUUUUAGCUAGUUCAAUGGGAAACAGUACAAUUAUUUAAGCAAAAUAAACUAGUAAAAUCCACUGAUAUAAAUAUUGCUUUACAGUAUCGGUGUGUUAUUACUAAAAAUAUUUGGCCCGGAGAGUCUACGCGGAGAUAUUAAAAUCAUAUCAGACUAUUCAAUACAGCUAAAAACUAAAACAAACAUGCGUCACCAAAAAACAAUCACGUUGUACUCAACAUGAAAAAUACCUCCAAACAAACUACUUCCGAGAUUUUUUAUUAAACUUCAAUCGUUAAUUUAGAGAUUCAUUUAUUUUUUACCAAAACAAAACGUGUUUAUGUGCCAUAAAAGGUUUGGAAGAUUCACACAGGAAAAAAAAUGAUUCGAGUCGAUUUUUUCUAGGAUAUGAAGAGCUUUAACUAGAAAAAUUAGAUCAACGAUGAUCAUCCAAGUCAUGGCAACAACGGUUGUCUUUAGCCGAAAAGUUACUUUAAACAAAUCCUCAUCCUUAACCUGACUUUUAAAGUGAGGGAAAAUACUCCGAACCUGAAACAUUUCAGAUAUUUGAGUCAGCUAGAAGCGCAAAUCCACUGGGAAAAGAAUAGUCGUAUUUACAAACAUUUACAGCAAUAUUUACGUGUUGAAUGUUGAAUAUCUACCAAAUUGUUUGGCGGCUAGUAAAGGGGAAUUGAGAGCUGCGCGUUAUUGGCGCACGAUCAACCUGAAAUCUACCGAUGUUACUCAACAAGUACAGUAAGUAUAAUAGAGAAAGGAAAAUUAAUAGACUUUUAUUGUCGUUGCCGUCGAUAAUAUGUAUCUGCCGUUUCAAUUUGAACAUGACAUAAAAUUACCCAACCAAAUUUGUGAAAAGAAAAAGCUCUGGAAAAUCGAUUGUUACUUUAGUUGUAAUUGGAUAUACACAUACACACGCAUACACAUAUAUACAUAUACUAGCAUGCUAAGUAGACAUUAAGAUAUUUGCAAGUCUGUAUGCUGCUGCCUGCGUGCGCAAAAUGUACCACGAAUAAUUGACUUGAAAUAAAUGGAUAUGGAAGACUUAUACAA
Topomyia yanbarensis is the source of this 3489-nucleotide messenger RNA. RefSeq names its product facilitated trehalose transporter Tret1. Gene Ontology annotation, molecular function: sugar transmembrane transporter activity. The transcript is spliced from 6 exons. Gene Ontology annotation, cellular component: membrane. Gene Ontology annotation, biological process: transmembrane transport; carbohydrate transport. The record is from RefSeq and is a predicted model, not a curated record. The coding region runs from base 490 to 1935 and encodes 481 amino acids. Lineage: Eukaryota; Metazoa; Arthropoda; Insecta; Diptera; Culicidae.